GUGGAUCCGCGGCUGGCUCGCACGCGCGUCAUACGAUUGACGAUGCUGCACACCGAUUAACGAUCGAUCGACCGAUCGAACGACUCGUCCGCGAACCGUAUUCGCGCAGCCCGGAACGCGGAGCAGAAUAGACAUUGACACAAAGUGGUUGUUUUAUAUUCAAGUCUGGCGUCACGGAUUUGAAGAGGUGCGCUUUAGUUUGAUUGAAAGUUAUUGAGAAUUUGGUGUUAUUCGCGCGGUUAAUAUGAAAUAAUUGAUCAUCCUCGUACAAUGAAAAUAUUUCCGUUCGGUUGUAAAUUAUUUGCCAGUCUGCGGAAACUCGUGUAUCGAACUGAAGAGGAAUAUUAUCGACACGAAUGUGAAGUGAAUGCAUUAAUAUUGACGACCCGCUGGAAAAUACUUCCGUUUCCGCAAUGUGUCCGUUUAAAUUCGCGUGAAUGUUUGAAUAAGUGGAUUCCGAUGUCGCGAAAGUAUCAGUGGAGUCGUUAUAGAAUCACUUACAAUCUUACGUCUUUGACAAGAUAAUAACCGAACACCGAUCACAAAACGAAAAAUUUCAUUCGUCCAUCAAGAUAGUGAUAAUUGAACCCAAACAAUAAAUAACGGUGAACGUAGAACAUGAGCCAAAAUUCUCCUAUUUAUUGUUUUCGAGAAGCACACUAAACUUAGAUUUAAUCUGUCUACGCGACAAUAGCGAGGCAGUCGAUCGAAGACGUCAGUGCUGCAAAGACAUCUUUACACUGCAAACACUAAUUCCAACAAUUUAAGAAAGAAAAUUUCGAAAGCAAUUCCUCGUAUAAAUAUAAUUCCAACAAUCGGAGAAGAAAAAACCUAAAACUUCGACGAAUAUAGUAUUUCCAAUUUGAAACAAACUCACAGCAGGAUUAUUUGAUCGAAGUUCAAAUCGAAAAUCUUGCAAACAUGAAGAACACCCACCCGACAAUAACAGCCACGCCGAUUAAUCCGGAUACAUCCUCACCGAACGAAGCCGGGGAGCCAAUCAUCAGGCUGAAAUUAGACAAGCCGCUGCACUGGGAAUGGGAAUUGACUACAUCAGCGGAUACGCUUCCGGUGAUCCAGCUGCUGGACAAAAAUGGCCGCUUGCUCGUGGAAACAACAGGCAGAACCGCGCAGAGGGCGAGAGGCUCGUUUCGAGAUGGACUUAAGUCGCACGAGGAGUUUCCACCAUCGGAGCAGACGCCAACUGCUUCGUCGUCCUUCUCCAGCUCCUCAGCGUCGAACUCGGUGGUUCCGUUGCAAGGCAACCGAAAUAUGGACGGAUUCAGCACGAAGUUCGGUGGCUGCGAGUUCGGUUUCAGACCCCGGAAGUCGAAGAGCGAGGUAACUGUGAAGGAGAAGGAGAAACGGGGGAGGAAAAGACAUUCCGGCGGUCCAGAGACGGCCACGCAGCAGAACGAACAAGGGAGAGUAAUGUCUAAGAGGUACUCGCUGGGCGAUUACCUUCGGCAACAGAUCAUAGACGAUCUCCGAACGAAAAGCACUUUGGGCAAGCGACCGGAGGAAAUUGCUAAAGAGAGAUGUAAGAAGAUGAAGGCGUACUUGAGGAGCCAGAGUGAGACGCUGCCGCGAUUAAUUCAUGUGGAAGAGGAAGAAACAGGAGAGAAGACGGAAUCUUCGAUCAACGAAGACGCAAGAGGUAGAACUGAAUCAUCGAUCAAAGAAGAUUCGCGGGAUCAGAGAAUCAAGGAUGGUUUGAAGCGACUUCGAGACGCGAUCAGGGAAGAAGAACCUAUCGUUAAAGCUACCGGUGAUCAGAGUAAUGAAGCACAAGAUAGUCUUCCUAGGAAUGAUCCAUUGAACGAAGGGAGAUCGGGUAAAUGGGAGUUACAGCGCAAGAACAGUAUCAAGAACGAAGAAUUGAGAAAAGUUAAAGCGUUCCUGCAGAGAAAGCUGCAGCAGAAGAUGGCGCAGGAGCGAUCAAGUAGCUCGGGUCGAUUGAACGGAUCACUGGAAGCUAAAGACGAGAUCCAGAAAAGAUACUCCGAGUGCAGGCGCAACGAACAGCCUAAGGGUUAUCGCGCUAGGAAGGUACGCAGCGAGACGAGCAUCGUCAGGUUCGACCCGGAGACGUUGCAAAAGGACAAGCAAAUAUCUGGCAAGCAGUCGGAAAGAGAGAGAUCGAGGAGUUGGAAGGGGAGCGCGGAGGAUUCAUUGAAGCAGAAGGUUUACCGUCGGUCGAUAAGCGAAGUAAGGAGCUCGGAGACCGCAGAUUUGAGUCACCGGCCAAAACUUCAGUCCAGAGAAUCAUCCGGUUCAGAGAAGCGAAAACUUUACCGCAAGACGAAGAGCGACGUGUUGCUGGGUCGUGCUGGCAGCAGUUUUGACUCGGAGCAGGAUCACGAGAAUCCGCCGAGGCGGAUCAGAAGCCAGGACAAUGUAGACAAGUCCUGGCGAGAGUACAAAGAAAGGAAGAAGUUGAGUAGACUGCAACGGGAAUCUGAGAAGGAGGUGAAAGAAGAAGAUUUCAUGAGCAAGCCCAGGUGGAAGGACCUGCAGCCGGGCAUGUGUUCCUUCAGGGACUGCAAGGUCUGCCAAAACUCGCGGAACUGCGUAAAUCCUUUGCUGGAAGCCGACAAUGGCGAAAUCUCGAAGGACUCCCAGGGGAAAGGGGACCCUAAGGAUGCAGCGCGUAAGGAUUCCUCGAACGACAGACCAAGUACUAGCCUUCAGGAGAAUUAUUUGGUUAUCGAUCGAGACACUGACGGCACUGGCAACCCGACGAUCGCGAAAAUUCUUGUGAAGAGCCGGGACGCUACUGAGAACGCCAUGAACUCGCCCGACUGUGGCUACAAUACGAUCCCGAAAGAGGCUUUCAAGGAUUACCGGGAGCUGUACAUGCGGUCGAACGUGAAGAAAAGCGAUACGUUUAAGAUCGUAGACGGCAGCGAAGACCCUGAAGGGUCAGGGGACGAGAGCGAUUCGAAGGGGGAGCCGGCUGAGGGAUUGGUUGAUAGUUUGAACGAGGGCUUGCUGACCAAUAAAUCGAACGAGGACAUCGCCAGGGAUUAUUUCAAGAGGGUGUACGAGCUGUUGAAGAAACGGCAGGAGGAGACAAGAAAAGUGCAGGAAAGGACCGAGACACCGGGAUUCGACGACUCGUCGUCCUCCAACUACGCGGAGAAAGUGCAGAAGAAGAGGCCUCGGCGUAGGAGGAAGGAACGGAGUACACAAGGUGAAGAAGUCGUAACAGUGCCACCUACGAGCGGAGGUCAGGACAGCUGGAGAUCCCAGACACUUUCGUUGAGCGGCGAAUCGCCGUUGAAUCGUCGCAGGGGUUACCGUGGCCAGCUGCAAGCCGUGCCCGCUGGGAAACGGACCCGCCCUGCGCCACCCCCGCCGCCGAUAUCCAGCAAGGUCAAUGCCAAGGACAUCGACAAGUACUUCGACUGGCCGAACAAGGAGAACAACAGGCCCGGAAAUGCCGUGAACAACGGCAACGUGACAAACGAGCCGCCGUCCGGCAACGAACCGCUGAACAUGGGCUCCAACCUGAGCCGACACAACGGGAAGGGCCUGACUGGCCGCAGGACCCAGUCCUCCGGGAACCUCUGCGAUCCCAAGGGCAAGCUGAACAGCAUGGGCAAGAUACUGGUGCCAUGUUCCAGCGCGCAGAGGGAAAGAUAUAAAUUCUGUGGCUCGUUGCCCAAUCACCUGGACGACAAGGACGUGCUAGACGACGAUCCGAAAGAAAAUAACAAUAUAAUGACUGACACUAUUACCGGGAAUCUCGGUGGAACGUUGCCACACAAGAAACGGUCGUUAGGUGUCCACUUCUCGGACGGAGGGCCAACUGGAGCCCUGGAUCUCGUAAAACAUCGAUCGCAGGAUUCCAUAGAUGAAAAUGAUCCUUGGAGGUACCAGCAGAGCGACCUUGACCUAGUGAGGUGCCGCCACGGAAAUUUCGACUCGGUGAGGAGGAACCGAAGCACCGACACGGUAUCCAGCGAUUCCUCGAGAAGAUACAACCGCGGUUCGUCCCUGGAAGACAGAUGUCAUCGAAAUUCGGAUCUUGACCUGGUGGGCACGUUGCCUAAACGAAAGCAGGACACCAGGAACGGCGAGAAAGCCUCCGAUACCAAUUCCUCGUCCUCGCAGCCCUGCAUCCCUGACGCGGGCACCGACAACGAUUUGCUGAUGCAGAUCGUGCACAAACCCGAUUGCGAGCUAGUCAGGCAUCGGCAACAACUUAGCAAGUGCAUUGAUCUUAAAUUGAGCAAACUGGCCGGUGGGGAGCCGCAGGAUCAAGGUUAUGCCUCGGAACGCUCUCCGGAAGACGAACAUCCGCCUUCGUUGCCUGGACAACCGUUCCCGAAUAUCACACCUGAGAGCACGUUUCGAGUAACGCUGCAGAAAAGUAGUCGUGGACUCGGAUUAAGCGUUUCCGGCGGAGGAACCGCCGGACCAGUUAGAGUAAAAAGACUGUUCCCUCAACAACCUGCGGCCUUGUCUAAUAAACUUCAACCUGGUGAUAUUCUUCUUGCUGCUAAUGGUAUUCCUUUAACAGGCCUUACCAAUUACGAGGCCCUCGAAGUUCUACGAACGACACCCAGCACCGUUGAGUUGGUGGUGUGUCGUCUUCCGGGUGAUACGAAUGUCACUCCACCCGGUGCACCGCCGCCACCCCCGGCGAGACGCGAGCCGCCACCGCCUUUACGAAUACUCAACCCCUUACCGCCGCUUCAAAUCGAACCCUGUGGCGAAUUCGACAUAGAAAUGACGAAGGUCGGCGGCAGCCUGGGUUUCACUUUGAGAAAAGCGGAUAGCAGCGCGCUGGGUCAUUACGUGAGGGCAUUAGUGCGAGAGCCGGCAUUAAGCGACGGUCGUAUUCGACCAGGGGACAAAAUAGUCGCUGUUGACGGUGCACCAUUGUCCCCCAUGAGCCACGAAGAGGCCGUCCAAUUGCUGCGACAAUGUGGCCCGACUGUCAGGCUUCGAUUGUACAGGGAUCUGGCGCAAACUCCUGUCUCCGCGCUUUCACCUACCGAGCCCGAUCACCCUCUCCGUCCACCACGAACAAGUUUGAGACAAGAGGCGGUAGACAUGCUCUGCGAUUUAGCGGUUCGAAAACUAUCUCCAGGAACCUCAAGCGGUUCAAGUUGCAAGCAAUCCCCCGGAGCGUCGUGCAAUUCCCCGAGAAGACUCCGGCGUCUUGCCACCCGCACGCCUACCGAAAACGAUCAAGAAGCCUCGGAGAAGCAGCUGAGCGUGAACACCGCGUCGACGGCCAGCCAGGCGGAGACAUCCGACUCCGACCAGUGCUCGAUCAGAACGCAGAUAACGAAUUCCCAACCGAACACACCUGGAACGGACAUAAUCGAUCCGCCGCCGCUUUACGACGUCUGCGACUCGAGCGAUUCCUCGAAGACACCGGCGCGGCCGAGUUUCCUUGACUUGUCGGCGCCCCAGGGGAAGCCUCAUUUCCAGUUCUGCAGUCUGAACUCGGAUCUGGAGUAUUCCGGAGAUGACGCGGUCCCAGCCGCGGAUGAACAGGCGUCUUCGGCGGCGGCCGACUACGACAGAAGAGAAGUCACCGUGUUGUCCAGCGAUGAUCACGACAACGAUCUGCCUUCGGAGCCGGCCUCAAUGCCGCCGGUGCUAUCGGCCAGCACCUCGAGCUCGGCCGCAUUCAGCUACAAGAACCCAGCUUACCAGAGCGCCAAUCCGGCCUGCGGCGCCGGUAUCGACGCCGCCGCGAAAAAUAAGGCUACCCACUCCAGCGACCAGNNNNACACAGGGAAAAUCUUGGGAGCAGAGGAUCCCGGCGGUAGCAAGGGUUUAUUGAAGUGGAAAGGCGUGAUGUUCGCUCCGGAUGAUGGAAUAGAUAAAGCUGAGAAUGAAGAGGAAAAAGUCGCGAAAGACACCACGGAUUCAGCUAUCCCCGACGAAGAACUUGAACCAGAAAUCGAGGUGAUCAUGGUAGAGCUGACACGUGGAUGGAAUAGCCGACUAGGUUUCAGUUUGCAGUCGGAAGGAAAUCAUACAGUUAUAUCGGUCGUGCAUCCUAACAGCGUCGCUGCUAAAGAUGGGAGAUUGAAACAGGGUGAUAUGCUUCUAAUGGUAAACGAGGAAGGGGUGAGAAACAUGCCGACCGCGGAUAUAAUAGAUCUGCUACGCAAAAUCCGGGGAUCCAUAGGCAUCACGGUUAUGAGACAAAGUAAAAAGGAAAAUGUAACGUGACGCUAGUCAGGUGUAUAAUAGAAGAACCAGCUAAUAAAAGAAAGUGCGUUUUUUCUUUGAAAAACGUGACAUCGAUCCACGAAUAUCGCUCUAAGGUAAAAACCCCGUUGAUCCUCGUUUCGUUCAAUGGAAGAACGAUGCGAGAACAAAGAUAACUUGUUUCGUAAUUAUACAGUCGACGUGUUAACGGUGUGCAAUAUAAAGUUUCAUGUGACUAGAUCUGUACGUAGAGUCUAUGAGAAACGAAGCCUUAGACGCACUGUGGUGAUUUAAUCAGUUGUAACGAGCAUCACCUUAUGAUCAUCAUUCGUGCAAAUAACUAACAUUUAAUUGUUCAAUAAGUUCGAGAAAUUUCGUGUCAAGAAUUUUUUUUUCCGAAAUUUUCAAUGAUAUUCAAUCCAUUGGGUAUUCUUCGCUAUCGAUCACUAUCAUUUUUCAAUACCAUAGAUAUUUUGUAAUCAAUUUAAUCAACUUAAAUCGAGAAAUUACUACUGACAUUAAGCAAAAAGUUUUAAUAUAAUUUCAACAUAGGGAAAUAGAAAGUAUCAAUUAAUAUAUAUGAAAUAUCCACGAACUCAUUGAACAAUCUAAUAAAUGCAAAAUGAAGUGCAACUUCUCCAAUUGGCGCAUAAUCGAGCGCAUUCCCGAAGCUGCAUUCGUCUUGACACUCCAACGUGUACGAAAUUGAAUUACUAGUACGUUGUAAAAUGUAUUGUUAAUAUAGCCGAAUUAAUGUUCAGCAUGGUUUAAUGGACAUCCUUCGAGACGAACCGCGUUCGCAGUUCGUUUAAGGUAAAAAGACUGCUUUAAGAAGUAAACGAAAAAGUGCGAAAGCGAAAGACAAAUGCAUGGUUGCCAUGUAGAUAUUUAUUGGAUGAAUGUAAAAUGCACAUAAUGCAAGUCUUUAUUUUUACGUGAUUCUUGUUGAGAAGUGUAAACGCUCGGUGUCUAAACAUCAAAGAACGCUCGGCAAUCGUAAGGUAGGAUAUUUUUAUAAACCUACGCACCGAAAAAUUUCUCGUUCAACGGGACUUAAAACCAAUAAAAAAAAGAAGAAGAUAGAAUUCUAUAUAUAACUAUUGCAAAGACUUUAUAUAUUCUCUGUCAUGCGAGCGCGAAGAAUGAAGACUAUUUAAAACGAUCCGAACGCCAAUCCGCGGCGAGAAAAUACUCUAAACGUACCAAAAACAUUUUCUUUAGUUCAAAAUUCAAUUAUCGAAUUUAGGAAAAUUCACCUAUGGUUUUAGGUAUUAGAAACGUAUUGAUAUCGUUGCGUACCAAUUUAACGAGAAGAAAUACAUAUACGUAAACGCGUGAAGUUCCCACGGAUUCGUUAGGAGUUACGAAGUAAAAUAUAAAAAUCUUGUUAUUCGAAUUACGAUUUAUCUUGUUAGUGAACAUUUCAAUUGUACAAUUGAAAUACAUAUGAAGUUUUGAAUCCUACGAUUAUAUUCUUCCCGAUCGAACGGAAAUUGUUAUUAGAACAUUGUGCUAACUAAAAAUUUUGUUGAAUCCGAAGAAAGUGUUGCAAUGUGAUAAUCUUUCGAAGGAAACAACGAUGUGGGUCGACGAAAACUCAUUCUAAAUGUAAUAGAGAUAAUAGGAAAUUAAUUAUCUAAUUCACGAUGUUACUCCCAUUCAAUGAUAACGAAUAUUCGUGUUACAUGAAUAUUUCUCAAAUUCGUCGACGAAUUCGAAUAAUAAAAGCAAUCGUUAUCGAGCGCAAUAAAAAGCGAAAGGGAAAGCUAUAUCGAGCCCCGUAAUCAAAGUGUUAAUCAAAAUAUCACGGAGAAUACAUGGAGAGGAGUGUGUUAUCCUUAUUACGUCGCUGAAUCACUGCGCCUCUUGUAAAUAGUUGUAACACAAUUAUUUUGUUUCUCUGUUUUCUUUUUAAUGUUACGUUCCCAAAGUUUAAAAACAAGAUCAUAGCUCGAACACGUCGAACAUAUCGUCGCGAAAUAUGCCGCAUACCUACACGUGUUCAGCGCGUAUAAUAACACGCGAACCAUAAACUGUAUUAUAGUGUAACCCGCGACUUCGCCAAUGUACAACAAGACGAAACACAUUACAAUCAUGUUAAUCGCGAAAUUGAUAGACUUCAAAUGGUGUGCCAUUUGAGAGGAAGUAUGGCAUUCGAUCUACGAAUCUUGGACUGCUGUAGCAUUGUUAACUAGUGUUUCUUAUCGUGACAAACGCUAUUGCGUUACGUGUAUUAACGAUAAUAGAGAAACUACUCGAAAAGCAAUCAUUAAUCGCGUCUUGUUCGAAACCUUCGUAACGAUGAUUGCUAAGACCAUUUCAAUUUCCGCGUCAACCAUGAAACCGUCGAAAUUGCGACGUUGGAAAACCUUUUUUUUUGACGGAACGACGAAUACGCGAACGCCCCGCGUAACUGCAGUUCCAUUUCGAACUAGAUAUUUUCAGUGAUUAAAGAUUUUGUACAUAUCUCGUAGCAUGCAGUAUCUGAUUUUUAAUUUAUAAAAGAACAAAUUAUGCACCAUUUGAUAUCGGUUUAUUUUCGGGAGUUGAUACAACGUUAAAUCAAUCAGUGAAUUCUUUGAAAUCUCACGGUCGUGAUGUAGAAGUUGCUCUCGGAUAAGGAAGAUUUAAAAAAGAAGAACAUUUCUUGUGCUUCGCAUUUGAUUUUAUUCAAAGUACGUGUAAUAUAACACUGAAAGUAGGCAAAUACUAUAUUUUCUUCGGCUUAUAAAUUCUAAAAAUACUAUUGGUCUUCUUGUUGACUACUCUUUGAAGAUUUGAUUAAACUUUCAUAUAUUACGAUGAAUAAACAGAAAGAUAUUCUUCUCGUAAUUUUCUUUAUCUUUCAACAAGUUUCAUGGAUUUCUAUGCACAGGAAAAAAUAGACUCGCUUGCAGUAUAUUUAAGAGUGUAGUAGACGUUGAGUAACUACCUCGCGCGAUGCCAUACCAUACAGCAGUGGUUCUCAAACUUUUUAUGCGUAACCCCUUCUCUUAAAAGCCUAACUACGAGUAUAAUCUGGCAAAUAAAUGAACUAAAAAAUAAUAUAGCAUAAAUUAUUGUCGCCUACAAUUGAAAAAAAGGAAACCGGAAGUGUAAAAUUCUAUCAGGAGAUAAUAAACAUAUUUUUGAAAAUAAAUUUUAUUUUUGGACUAUAAUAAUUAAGGAACAAAACCAGAAUGAAUUAUUUUCUGUAUAAAUAUCUAUGAUUAUAUUUCAAUAUAAGAUAAUAUAAAAAUGAUCUUUACGUGGCAACAAUACAAUUAUUAAUAGAAAAGAAAUUAAUAUUUACUAUAGUUUGUCUACCACAUUAUUAUGUUAUACUGAUAUUUUUCGAUGCAAUAAUAUACAAGGAAAUAAUAAUAAACAAUAACUAUUUUCAACAAAAAAAUUCCUACUUAUUCAGCAGAACUCUACGAAAAGAUAUUUGAAUGUAACCAAAUUCCACGGUUUCGCAAAGAAUGGUUUCAGAAACACUGCCAAAUAUGAGUAACACUUAAUGCCAGAAAAAUAAUUGUUAGUAGAAGCCACGUACAGCUGUAGCAAAAUUCAUCUCUAUAAAAAUGUUACACUUGUAUUUAUUCACAGAAGAAAACACAUAGUAAUAUAAAUAUAUACUAAACCAUCAUCAUAAGGUUGCAAUAGACUAAAAAAAAAGAAUUUUAAAUAAAAUGUUUCAUGAAUGUGAUAGUCGUUCCAUUAGAAUGUUAGAAGCCUUAAAAGUUCUAUGAAAUAAAAAAAAUUAUAUUUGAGUAUGUUACAUUGGUUAUAUGUGAUAGAUUCAAAUAUAAUUUGUAUAUACAUACACGCAUAUUGUACAUGAAAUUAAAUGUAUAAAUGAAACCAAAGUGUAUAAGUAAUAAACUGCAUAACAAAGACAAGUAUUUUAUGUGUAUACAAUAUUAAAAAUGACUAUUUUAAUGUUAAAUUAGGCUUCUUAUAUUGUUGUUAAUAUCUAUACAUACAUGAUAUGUAAACUGGUGUUUAACAUCAUUUGUCCAUUGUUGAUCCCUUUCCACUCAAAUAUUAUAAUGUAUUAAAUAAAAUUCGGUGUCUUUGAUACAUAAUUUUGUAUUCCUUUCACUAAUUUAUUCAUAUAAGUUUUCUUUUUUUAUUCAAUAGAAAUGAAAAACAUACGAAACAACAAGACAUUUAUUACAAACUUUUUCAAUUUUUUAUUCAAAUUACAUUGUAUAGAUGUGUUCUAAUAUUAAAUGCACAACGAAAGUUCUAGUGAUAAAACUAAUAAAGAUAUAAUCAUUCUAUAUUGAAUAAUAUAUAUUAUAAUUUACUUCUUUUGUACUACAAAAUAUUAAAAAACUUAGUGUACAUCAUUUAAAAUUAUUCCAAACAAAAUAGGAAUACUAGACUCCAAUGAUAAACUGAUUAUUCAACUGUUUGAAACAGCAUAUACGUAUAUAGAAAGUUAUAUUAUUAUAAAAUUAUUGCUUAAAUUAAUCUAUUUACACAAGUUUUUUAGUACAAGCCACAGGCUUUUUUCUAAAACACUGAAACAGUCUUGAGAUAAAGUGAAAAUCCAUUUGUCAAAAUAUAUACUUACAUAUAGUAUACCAAAAUAUUUUUCAAUUUUUUUUAACAUUAUUCUUGGCUCUUGUUCGAACGGACUUUCUUGAGAUCGUUGUAUCUUCGGUAAUUGUCGUAUUCAAGUUUCGAUUUCUCAGUCGUGGUUUAUUCACAGUUUCUUCAGCAGAUUCAUCAGUUUCACUAAUGUAUGGUUGUGAAACUUUCUUAAUUUUCUUUUUUACACCAGAAACAUUUUUAUUAUCAUUUUGUGCUAAAUCGCGGCUUCUCUUUCGAAACGAACGACUUCCACUACAUUCAGGAGACGAACUUAUAUUUUCUUUCUCUAUAUUUGACGAAUUUAAUACGCUAUUAUUAAAAAAUCCAGAAUGAAUAGAAUGUAAUUUACCUGUAAAUAGAAUUCUAUGUAUUUUAAUAAUUUAUAUAGAAUUUUGACAAAAGAAAAUUGCAUACCACUACUAAAUUUGUUAUCAAUACUAUCAUUACUUGAUAAGUCAUAAUGAAUAUCUUGCAAAACAGAUGCUGGCUUUUCAUUAUCUAUCCCUUCUUGAUCUGAAAUACUGUUAGAUUCAAAAUCGUUCUGGUUUAUAGUAACAGAAUCUAUCCUUCCCAUUUCAUCUUUUAAAAACAACUUUUCCUUCUUUUGUAAUAAUAAUUUGUACUUUGAAGCAUUGCGUGUAUUUUUAGAAUCAUUCAUUAACAUAUCCUUACUAGCAGUAACAUCCAACAUAGAGUGUACUUCUCUAUGGGACAUAGAAAUAUCACUAACUGUGCCUGAAUUAACAUCAUCUUUUUCAGUUUUUAGAUACAAACAAUCAGUUCUAUUAAAUUCCGUUUCCGUAAUAUUAUGCUCUUUAUAAGUUGCCUCACAUUCAUCAUUUCGAAUAUUACUAUUGGAAGAAGAAAAUUCAACAUUGAGAAACUUCUGUGGUUCAGCACUAGAAUAUAUUUGCAAUGGACAAGUAGAAUCUGAAUCAGAAUCCUGAAUAUAUACAUUGGACUUCAUAGAUGACAGAUCAGUUUUAUCAGUGUCAUUUAUUGAAUCAUCUAAACUGUCAUUCUUUGCUUCAUUUUUCUGUACACUGUUUUUGUUCUUUUCAAAACUUUCAUUUAACAAAUUACGUCUUACAGACGGAUUUUUCUGAGGUUCAGAACGUUUAAUUUUGUUAAUUAAACUUUGAAAACUGUCUUUAUGCAUUUCCACUAGUAAGAAAAGUAAAUAUUGAAAUGUUAUAUUAAGUGCAAGUAAUUGGAAAAUAUAAACAUAUAAACUAAAUUUUAUAAACAUGUAAACAUAUAAACUUACAAUAUUUCUUUCUCUCAUCAUCUAUAAUAUUUUGUUCUGUAUUUCUGUUAACUUGUAAUUUCUGAAAAAAUUCAUAGAAAUAUUGUAUAGUUACUCUAAGAUAUUGUAAGAAAUAUAGACUAUCAUAUACUAUUAAAUGUAAGAAAUGUGAAAAAUAUGAGGUAUUUUCGACUGAUUGCAAAUAAAAACAACAAAAAAAACAAGUAAUUACAUUUAGAAAUGAAGAUGCCCUGUUAUUUCUUUUUUCAUGAUUCUCUUCAUCUUCGCAUUGUUUAAUUAAGUCAGAGAUUGGUCUUGGAUUUAAUUUAUCACAUUCUGCAUUAUAAAGAAUAAUAUAUCUUUGCAAACGUGAUUCCAUAGUUUUACGAUCUCCUUGUGAUGACAAACCAAAUUCUUUCAAUUUCUUUUUCAUCACAGCAUCUUUCAUCAAACUAAAUACUAAUUUUGCAAUUGGCUGACGUUUUGAGUCCGCUCUGGAAAAUAAAUAACAGCCUUAUCCUUUACAUAAUUUCAAUGAUAUGACAUAAACAUAAAUUCUAUAUUAUUAGGUUGCCCCAUAAGUUCAUGCCACUUAUUUUUCUACCAUAUAAAAUAAUAUUUUAUUAAAUAUAACAUUUUUAUAACUUCACAACCUGCCGUUCU
Messenger RNA from Nomia melanderi (Alkali bee), 12667 nucleotides. The record is from RefSeq and is a predicted model, not a curated record. Lineage: Eukaryota; Metazoa; Arthropoda; Insecta; Hymenoptera; Halictidae.